This is a messenger RNA of Malassezia globosa CBS 7966, 6291 nucleotides long. RefSeq lists its product as uncharacterized. The coding region runs from base 1 to 6291 and encodes 2096 amino acids. The record is from RefSeq and is a predicted model, not a curated record. Gene Ontology annotation, biological process: maturation of SSU-rRNA from tricistronic rRNA transcript (SSU-rRNA, 5.8S rRNA, LSU-rRNA); positive regulation of transcription by RNA polymerase I. NCBI's taxonomy places the organism in Eukaryota, Fungi, Basidiomycota, Malasseziomycetes, Malasseziales, Malasseziaceae. The transcript has a single exon. Gene Ontology annotation, molecular function: snoRNA binding. Gene Ontology annotation, cellular component: t-UTP complex; 90S preribosome; small-subunit processome.
AUGUCGAGCUCGCUGGCCUCGCAGCUAGCUGGGAUCCGCUCGCACAAUGCAGCGCGUCUCGCUAGCUCCAGCGCGUUAACAGCAAGAGACUCGUACUUGUUUACGCCACGUGCAGCGGCCGAGCAGGACCAUCUUACCGUCCAUGCUCUAGGCGUGACUGGCUGGGAACAGCUUCUGGAUGAAGACGCCGUGCUUGCUUCCUGGCCACAUGGGGAUCUGCUUUUUGGAGAACGCAGCAUUCAUACAGAUCGUACUACACUGCCGAAGCAGGACAAUGAUGAGAUUGAUGAGGCUGUGCGAGAGCUGCUGUAUCUGCUGGGACCUGUGCUUCUUUCGCGGAGUGCGGCUAAAUGCUUGGAGUGGCUUAUCAGGCGAUUCCGGAUCCACGAGUAUACCUCGCGCGAGCUACUGCGCGCAUUUAUGCCGUACCAUCACACACCGCAAUUUGCCCGUAUGCUCCAAGUGAUUCCCAUCGAGAAGUACGCGGAAUGGCAAUUUCUCGUGCCUGUCAAAAAGGCACAGUCUUCACUCCCAACAUCUCUGCUAGUACAAGCUCUUGGAAGUAACCUGGAUGUGCUCCGAUGGAUAGCUUCUAACCAAGCGCCAGUCCAUGUGUCUGUGCGGCGAGCGCACAUUCCGUUCUGGACAUCUACGCUCGUUCAAUUCUGCUUGCUACACCGCCGUGCAAACAAGAGACGUCACCGAGCAGAUGCACAGGCUAUUUUGACAGUUCUUGUCCCUGAGGUUCUGCUCUUAUUGGAUGGCACGUUUGACGAGGAGGCUGUGGUCGGUGCACUUAUGGUGUUGUGCACGCUGAGUGUCGCAUUCCCUCUGAGUGCGAAGGCUGUGCGGGGCCUGAUUGAUGCGGUGUCGCAGCUGGCCGCAUCAUCAGCAAAGCCUGCUGUGGCUAGGGCCAUAGUGGCAGCGUGCAUUUCUAUGUGUGCGAGUCCCGAUGACGUCGACGAUCCGCUGAGUUAUGUUGCUACGGGUCGUGGUGUGGAAGAAUCCCACCGCUUAUUGUCGGAAUCGACUGUGCGAGCGCUUGUGCAGCUCCCUGAAUUUGGCGCACAAAUCGCUCGCGCACUUCGCACGCACGACAUUGAACCAUUCAUAUCGCAGUUGCUCGGCUCUCUGGCCUCAGAUGUUUCAUUCGCACCAGCGCGCUCGAUGCUGGAGUCAGUGCUAGAUGAUGAUGCAUUACCACGAGUGCUGUCGCUGCGUACGUGUGUGAGUCUGAUGCUAGCACCACAUGACGAUGCUUGGGAUGCACGAAUUGCCCUUCUUGCUCGCCUACGCGAGCGUCACCCAAGCAUCUUGGAUGAGGCGUUGUCAGUGGCACGUAAUUCUGACGAGGCACGUGCCUGGCAAGUCAUCCAAGCUGUGCUGCACAUGCAAGCGACCGGCAAGGUCCCGACGGCGUCAGACUCGCAAGAUACCGCGCUCUGGUUGGGCGUGCAGAGUGCUGACGCGCAUGCACAAGAGCUGGCCCUAGACCAUCUUUUGCAGGCUGUGGGUCGUGGGCAUGUUUGUGGCAAUGAUUCGCUUGUCCGUGAUGCCGCCGAGACUGGCUUUGCUCGUGGCCUUGUGGACGUCUUGUACCGACACGCAGCCAUACUUGUGGAUGCCAUUGGGCCGUCGUGCCUGCUCGAUACCAUCACCACUCGCCUACAUGAUGAGUCGAUCUCUGCUCACGAACGGGAUUUGCACUUGAAAUUUGUCACAGAGACACUUGCUCCUCGUGCGCCUGCACUCAGCCAGCGUGUGUGGCGUGAGCUGCUGUGGUCCCAGCUUCUCCGUUGCGGAGACGGCGAUAGCGAUACGAGUGCUCGACGUUAUCGCCGUCUCAUUGGCGGUUUCGUAUCAUGUUUGGAGCAUGUGAAAGAGCCAAUGGCUCAGAUAGCAAGUACCACUGCGGCACGCAUGUCGGCCUCGAAGGAGGCUUCUCCUCUCACUUGGACCCUUGCACUCUCAGACGCUUUGGUAAGGCACCUAGCGACUUGCGAUGAGCCAACGUUUUUGGAUGAAGCAGACUUUCUGUGCAAUGCUGUCAUUCGAUCGCCUAUAUCGCCGGGUGGUGCGUUGGCUCUCCUGGUCAUAGGCCAGCUGUUGGCGCGCGCCCUGCCACCUCGUGUGUGGGUAACACUGGCCUAUCAGGCGACCUCGAUCGUGCACACGCAACAACUACUCGCUGGUCAGUUAGACGAUGUGGUCAUGGGCGACAAAGCGGACGAAGCUAUCAUGCAACAGGUCUUGGACAAACUCUCGCGACGCAGCGUACGGCUGUUAGGUGUGCAGCUCAUGCACACCGUCUUGCAGCACUUCCCAACGUCAUCCAUGGAUGCGUCGUUGUUUAUGGACAUCCAGCAGCGUACAAAGCCGCUGGCCCAGCUGAUUCUUCAUAUGUACCAGACACUACACGCACCAGGUGUUGGUCUUACCGCCUCGGUUAAGCUCGUGCCUGUGUUGUUUGAACGCCUCGAUUUGAGCACAUUUGCUUUGUUGGCCGGUUUGUGGACGACUCCUGGUGGACAUGGACAGCGGUCGCUGCCUAGGCAGUCGCUUUCUCUGGCAUCGCUAGCCUGUGCGCUGGAAGAAGGAUCGCUAGUGCCCCCCAGCUCUGUUUCUGUGCGCUUGAUGGCGAUGCGGCAUGCGACACUGCUGGCUCGUGCAGCCUCAUCGAAGAAGCGUGCACUUGAUCUGCAGACGCUCCUGCCCAGCCUGCUUGUCGUGCUUCAGGACAGUGUGCCUGUACUCCGUAAUGCAGCUGCUCAGUUGCUCGGCGCGCUCGAUGCAUGGAAUGCGGCGUGUGGCAAGGAUGACCGCGAAGUAUACGGUUUCGAGCAAGUGUAUGGUGUGCACAGUGCACCGCUGCAGUAUCUCGAUACGCCGACGUAUGCGAAGUACACGUCCCUCUUAGCAAAAGAGGCAGGUGCGUUCGUCAAUGACGCGUCAUUCCUGGCAACUACACAUACAUCCAUUCUCCGUGGAAGUGGCAAGAAAGAGGUCUUGUUCCGCACGAAGGUGUUGUGCUAUCUCAUGAGUCACGCAUUGUGCUUGCCGGAUCUGAGUAUGCGUAUGGCUUUGUUUGGCAUGGUACGCGAUGUGCACGCACCAUGCAAGCUUUCGACGGCACUGCCUCUAGUGGCUGAGGCUGUCGAUGCACAAAAGCCGAUGAAUCCAACCUACUUGCAACUGCUGUAUGAAACGUACGAUGCAAGUGCCGUGCCUGUGUUGGAAGACCGCAAGACGCAUGCGUUCUCACUCUUUCUUCGGUCGCUGCGCAGCGAUGCUCCUUCGGGGCUCCAGCAGGUGUCUCUGGAUGCGCUGCAGCAUGGUCUGUUCGUCGCAUUGCGCACGGACGACAAGCAGAAGGUGUAUCUGACCAUGGCGGAGACGCUCGCCGACCCUCAUGUCGCAAGUGUGCCAAAUGCAGGUGCGGUGCUUCGGUCAUUCCCACUCUCAGAUGCUGUGCUUGUGUCUGUGCUGCGCACGCUGUGCGACUCGCUUGCCACAGACGAUGACGAGCCAUCUAGCAAGCGAGCUCGAUCUUCCUCGUCCUCGACAUCGCUUGAUGAACAUGUGCAGAAGACGGCGAUUGUGCUUAUUACUGUGCUGGAGAGUAUACAGAGCCGCACGCUCGGCAUGGAGGCGGCUCUGGUGGCAGCGCUCUUCGAUGUGGUGCGCACGGCCAUUUCACUGAGCUCGACACACCUAUUCAAUGCCGAGUAUUUGCUGCAGCUUGCGAUGCAGAGCCUGUGCAACCUCUUUGACCAUGUGACGGAAUUGCCCACGGAUGUUGCCCAGGUUGUACGCGCUGACACGAUCGUGAGCGCGAUCAAAGUGUCGACAAACACACAGAGUAUCAACCACGCCAUCCUGCUUCUUGCACGAUUUGCGCGUCUUGACGCCGAGCUCGUCCUCCACAAUAUCAUGCCGAUCUUUACGUUUGUCGGCCUGAACGUACUGCAGCGCGAUGACCGAUUCACUCUUUCCGUGGUGGAGCAAACGCUGCGGAGCAUCAUGCCGGCGUUUGUGAAUGCAGUGCGGCCGCAGGUGAUCAACGACAAGGAUGCGCGACUGGCGCUGUGGUGCGAGACCCGCAGCCUACUACGCAUUUUCAGCGAUGCGUCCACGCACAUCCCGCGGCAUCGCCGGCAUGUGUUUUUCCGUCUCCUUGUCGAUGUGCUCGGUGCUGAUGACUUCCUGGCGCCUGUGUGCAUGUUGCUUGCCGACCGUGUGGCACACCGCGUGUCCAAGGCACCAAGCAACAGCAGUGCACUUAUGCAGCUGCCGCUAGGUCUUAUGCGCGCCGAGUCAUUCCCCGUACGAGUGCAUGCGCUAAAUCAGAUUUGGGCGGAAGUCAUGCGCUUGCUCCAUGGAUCGGACGACGUGUUUUUGGCCCCCGUGCCUCGGCGUGAGUACUCAGAUGAGCACCUGUCAACCUUGCAUCAAGUGCAUGCGCUCCUGCUCUUCCUACAGGAUGCGAUGUACAAUGUCGAUCCACGUGAAGCGGAGCAGUGUGCCGAUCAACUACAGCAGUAUGCUUGGCAUACGCUGUGCCUUGCACCACCAGACGAGGUGAUUCAGAAUGCGCUCGAUAAGGCACGCACGCCUGUCUUCCAGAUGCUACCGACGCCCACGUUCCUCACACUCGUGCUCGUCCUGCUGCGCGGUCAACAUGAGGCGCCAGGCGUGCGUGGCCACAUCCCGUCGAGUUUGAGCUCCGUGCAGUUGCAAAAAGCAGGCUUGGCUCUUCUGCAGUCACAUGCGCCUCUAACGACAGAGGAGCGCACAGCUCAGGCAGAGACAUUGGACGCCGUGCAUCAAGCGCUGAUGGCCAUCUUUGAGUCGCAUGCGUCGUCCCAGCUUAGUAUGGAUGCUCUCGGUGCACUGCACACAAGUAUCAUGCACUGUGUGCCGGCCGAGCAUGCACAUGUCGCAGCCCUCAUGCCACAGCUCCUUGCCCAUGAGGCUCAGCCUAUCUUGCUGCGUGCGUUGUCAGACAUGGUCGUUCGUGUGGGAGUACGUGCGCUCUCGCACCUAUCGAGGCUUGUGCCGUACGCAUGCCAAGCUGUAGAGUCGGCGAGCUCCCUGAGUCGUGCAGACGGUGCUCGCGAUCGCGACGAUGACUUGUGUAGUGCAGGUCUUUCGAUGCUCACUGCUUUGUUCAAGACACUCGCCCAAUUCAUGCACGCUUACGUCGAGCGGGUGGUGCGUCUUCUGUGUCAUCCCAUUCUGCAACAGCACAAAGAUAGCAGCGCGCAAACGCGUAAUGCCAAGCGCAAGGUUCAGGACGCCGUCGUCAAACGCAUGCCAGCGGCAACAGUGCUAGAGGCUUUGGCUUCUGCAUGGCGAGACACUGACGUGUCACGUACGGCGAUCUUGCACUUGCUGCAGCUGGCCGUGCGAAACAUGGACAAGAGCGCGAUUGCCACCCACUACAAGGCCGUUUAUCGCUUCGUUCUGCAGGCCAUGGACGAGCAACGCCACCACAAGACGGCGCCUGCCGAGCAAGCGCCAAGAAAGGGAGAAGCUGUCUUGCCGUCUGUGUUGCGUUCGGUGGAAGUGUUUGUGACACUUGCGUUGAAACUUAGUGAGACACAAUUCCGUCCCCUGUUCUUGCGCACCUACGACUGGGCGCUUGUCGACUUACUCGACCAAGAUGCCCCCGGUGUUCAAGCUCGUGCCCUCACGCUAUACACGCUUGUCAACUCGCUCUUUGAGCAUCUUCAUGCCAUGAUGGCGCCGUUCUAUGCGGUUCUUGUCGACAAUGCGUUGGAGAUCUUGCAGCAGACGCUAUCACGAGACACGAUAACGGCCACAGCGCUCUGGCACCAAGUCGCCCGCAGUGUGCGACUGUGCGCCGAGUCAGACGAGGGCUUGUUCUGGAAUGCAGCGCGUGCAAAGCAGUUCGUACCGCCUCUCGUCGCAGCAUUGCAACAUGAAACCGAUCAAGACACGGAUGGAGAUGUAUUGGUCCCUGCGACACUCUUGGCCUUGGCGAAGGCUGUGCCAGAAGAUGAAUUCCUGCGUACACUCAACACAAGCUUGAUGUCGGCCGCCAGCACGAACGACGUGACAAGCCGCGUGCGGGCCUUGUCUGUGUGUGCAUCACUAUGGGCUGGGCAUGGGAUGGCACUCCUGACUUUUGUGCCCGAAACUGUCGCAGCUUUGUCCGAGUUGCUGGAUGAUUCUGACCCACGCACGUCUGCCGCUGCUUUGCAAUUGCGCGUGCACAUUGAAGAGGCAUUGGGCGAACCACUUGACUCGUACUUGGAAUCGACAAUUUAG